AUGUCAUUGGAACAUGAUGAUCAGAUGAUAGAUAGACUAUCAUCUAACUUCCAAGAAGUUAAGAGCAAAGAAGAAAAAACUCUUGAAGAAUUACAGCAUUCCAAACAGGAAUUGAUGACCAAACAGAAUAAAGAGUUUCUUGAAGAAUUAUUUAAAGAUAAUGCUAGUACUCCUAUAAACAUUAAAAACAUACAAGUUACGAAUUCACAAUCAUUUAGAAAUACAUUUCUUCAAAAGCAACUACAACCUUUGUUAUCUAAUAACUUGACUACAUUGACAAAGUUAACUGAGAAUAUAGAUCAAGUUACUCACAACUUCACAAAAUUAGGUCUUGUUGAAAAUUUGUUGGUGAGUUUGAAUCCAAUACCGAAGACAUACUUCAAUAGAGGCAAACCGUCCAUUGACUUGGUGCCAAUUUUCAAUAUCAUACCAGUGAAACGAUUUUAUGCUAAAACCGGUACAAACAUUGGAAAUGGAGAAGGUGAUGGAUAUAUUCAAUUUCAAAUCAAGAAUAUUUUUGGUGGAGCAGAGAAUCUUACAUUUGAUGCAAUAACUGGUACCAGAACUCAAUCAUCUUAUUUACUUAAUUAUAAUCAACCGAUUUUUAAUAAUGCAAAUUACAUCUGGGAAAACUUGGCGUAUCUUAAUGUUAAAAAAUUGCAUUGGUUAAAUAGUGAUCUUGAUGUUAAGGGUAUAACUAAUAAAAUCUACACUCAAUAUAAGCUGCCUAUCAAUCACGAAUUAAUUUUGGAGAAUUGUUGGAGAUGUUUGACAAAUAAUCAAUCUAAAUCAUUAGAUGUUUUAAAUCAACUGGGAAAUAACUUCAAGUCAUCCAUAAUGUAUAACUGGAGAUAUGAAACAAGAAAUAACAUGCAUUUACCUACAAGUGGUAAAUUCAUUAGACUAGGUAUUGAAUAUUCCGGUUUAUGGAGUUUCAACUCGUCACAUUUUAUUAAAUCGGUUAUGGAAUCUCAAUUUGCGUAUAAAUUUAACAAAUUGCAUUCGGUUAUUUUGUCUUGCAAGUCAGGCUUGAUAUUUUCUACGGAUAACGCAACGCCUUUAUUAGAUAGGUUCUAUAUUGGUGGACCAAACGAUGUAAGGGCAUUCACAUUAAAUGGUUUAGGACCUAAGAAUUAUAACUCAUCCAUCGGAGGUGAUGUUUUCCUCAAUGGUGGCAUCUCACUCAUUUCCAAAUUUCCAAGAGUAAGUGAUGACUCUAAUUUUAAGAUACACAAUUUUAUCAAUUUCGGUAAAUUAUUACCUUUAGACAAAUCUAAAACGUCAUUAGAAACUGUCAAGAAUUUAACUACUGAAUUCUCAGUAGGAUAUGGUUUUGGUGUUCUUUAUAAUCAUCCAAUGGCAAGAUUCGAAUUGAAUUUUGUUUUGCCUAUCGCUUCGCACGAGAGAGAUUAUAUACGGAAAGGCUUACAGUAUGGUAUUGGUAUUUCUUUCUUAUAA
Molecule: messenger RNA, 1458 nt
Organism: Debaryomyces hansenii CBS767
Lineage: Eukaryota; Fungi; Ascomycota; Pichiomycetes; Serinales; Debaryomycetaceae
Gene: SAM50
Product: SAM complex subunit
Exons: 1
Coding region: 1-1458 (485 amino acids)
Biological process (GO): protein insertion into mitochondrial outer membrane
Cellular component (GO): SAM complex; outer membrane
Source: RefSeq, a predicted model, not a curated record